AAUGCACUACAACCCGUUGCACCGACAGUGGAACGAGGGACUAAGAGCUUCUAAAUACGGCACUUUCUAAAACUGGUUCCUUGUUUCCCGUUUGCAAUUAUUUGAACGGACAAGGUAGAGGAGGAAGGUAAACUGUCAAUCAACUGGCAGCUCCUGGGAUCACCAGCGCUGGCAUGAACGCCUUUGCAAACCUGCCUGAGUACUCCUGGCGGCGGGAACUCGAAUGUAACGCUGCAAUAUAAUUUUGGGAGGUUAUAGAAAAAGAUUUGCAAGCUUCCGUGAAUGGUUUGCCCUGAGGGAGACUGAGUCGGGCGAUGCUUCUGCUAACCCUGCAGGCGCUGACUCUGACGAGAGUUUCUCUGGGACUGAGCGCGGCUGCUAGCGAACGCGCAGCGGCUCGGUGCCCGAGCGCCUGCGAGUGUUCAGAGUGGGACUCCUUAAAGAUAACCUGCAAGUCCAUCGAUCACAUCCCGACUUUCCCCCAGAGCACGGAGAACAUUCGAUUCAUGGAGACUCGGCUCAAGUCAAUCCCGACAGAAGCCUUUACAAAGCUCCCAAACAUCACAAGGAUAUACAUUUCCAUUGAUGCAACCCUCGAAAGAGUGGAUGUCAGGGCUUUCUUCAGUCUGGAUAAAGUCACGCACAUAGAAAUACGGAAUGCAAGGAGCUUAAAUCAGAUUGAUCCAGAGGCUUUCAAGAAUCUCCCUGUUCUGAAAUACCUUGGGAUUUUCAACACCGGCCUGGCCAGGUUUCCCGACCUGACGAAAAUCCGUUCCACCGAUGUGAACUUCCUAAUUGAAAUCGCUGACAAUCCAUUCAUUUCGACCAUUCCUGCCAACGCCUUCGGUGGGUUGGGUAAUGAAUCGCUCACUCUAAAGCUCUACAACAACGGGUUCACUAAGGUCCAAGCUUACGCCUUUAAUGGAACCAAACUAGAUGCUGUAUACCUGCACAAGAAUAAGCUCUUAUCAUCUUUCAGUGAGGAUGUCUUUGCAGGGGUCUUGAGUGGACCCACUCUGCUGGAUGUGUCCCAGACCAGUGUGCACUCUCUCCCUUCCAAAGGGCUGGAGCCACUGAAAGAACUGAUGGCCAAGAACACGUGGACCCUGAAGAAGCUACCUCCUCUGAAGACGUUCCUACACCUGACGAGAGCUGACCUCACGUACCCAAGCCACUGCUGUGCCUUUAAGAACUGGAAGAAAAACAAGGGUUUACCCUACAGGCUCCUGGAGUCACUGAUGUGCAACCAGACCCUUGGCCAUGGUUUCCGAAGGAGGAGGUCCUUCACUUUGUACGAAGGAGCCUUUUACCAGGACUACACAGAGGGUAACACAGACAAACAUAGCCCUCAGCAGGGCCUGAAACGCCAAGAUUUCCACAGCAAUUCCCACUAUUACGUGUUCUUCGAGGAACAAGGAGAUGGAGAUGUUGGCUUUGGUCAGGAGCUGAAGAACCCUCAGGAAGACCACGUGCAAGCUUUUGACAGCCAUUAUGACUACAUGGUGUGUGGAGGGGGUGAGGAGAUUGUAUGCCAGCCAGAACCAGAUGAAUUCAAUCCCUGCGAAGACAUUAUGGGUUACAACUCUUUACGGGCUAUUGUGUGGUUUGUUAAUCCACUGGCUAUAGCAGGGAACAUCUUUGUUCUCCUCAUUCUGCUCACCAGCCGCUACAAGCUGACAGUGCCCAGGUUCCUGAUGUGUAACCUAGCCUUCGCGGACUUCUGCAUGGGUGUCUACUUGCUCCAGAUCGCUUCAGUGGACCUCUACACCAGGGGCGAGUACUACAACUAUGCCAUCGACUGGCAGACAGGUGCUGGCUGCAACUCAGCCGGUUUCUUCAGCGUCUUCGCCAGCGAGUUCUCUGUCUACACGCUCACCGCCAUCACGGUGGAGCGCUGGUACGCCAUCAACUUUGCCAUGCGCCUGGACCGGAAAGUGCGCCUGCGCCAUGCUGCUGCCAUUGUGGCCGGGGGCUGGCUGCUCUGCUUGGCGCUGGCCGUCCUCCCCAUAGUGGGGGUCAGCAGCUACAUCAAGGUCAGCAUCUGCCUGCCGAUGGACACGGGGACCCUGCUGGCCCAGGGCUACGUGGUCCUGGUGCUCUUACUCAACAUUGUUGCCUUUCUGGUCAUCUGCGCCUGCUAUGUGAAGAUCUACCUCAGGGUGAAGAGCCCCCACUACAAAGCCGGAGGCAAGGACGCUAGAAUAUCCAAGAGGAUGGCGGUGCUGAUCUUCACCGACUUCACCUGCAUGGCCCCCAUCUCCUUCUACGCGCUCUCGGCCGUCUUGCACAAGCCCCUGAUCACGGUGACCAACUCCAAGAUACUGCUGGUUCUCUUCUACCCACUCAACUCCUGCGCCAACCCCUUCCUCUACGCCAUCUUCACCAGGGCCUUCCGCAGGGACGUCUUCAUCCUGCUGAGCAGGGUGGGCCUCUGCCGACAGCGGGCGCAGCUCUACAGGGGGCAGGCCGUCCCCGGCAGGAAGAGUGGCUCCUCCUGCAGCCUCCGCCGAUACCGUGGCAACUGCCAGCAAGCGGCAGCAGCCAGCCGAGGUUGCCGAGAGACGGAACUGUGAGCGUGGAGAGCCAGCUCAUCAAACCUGCCUGGUUUGUACUGCCAUCGGAAGGUUCAAUUGCCCCUACUUAGUGCUGGAUCCAAAUGGUGCAUUGAGAUGAGGCAUUAACAGCAGCCCGAGGGAAAAGUGGGUCUAAUUCAACUUAGAUUGAGGAAUCCCUGUACUGUUUCUUCACAGAUAUCCAAAAGUUUAUUCACUAACAAAAAUACAUACAAUAAUCAGGUGUUUACAAAGCUUUUUGCAAUUCCACAUUAAACUAUGAUUAUUGUUAUCUACAAAUCAUUCAGCCUCUUCAGGGCCCACCAUUCUCAGAGCUCCCCAAUGUGUCCAGAGAGACUGUGUGCUCUUCCUCCAAGAAGCCCAGGGCACAGAUGUAACCCCGAAAGAGGGACGGGCAGUCAGCUUGGCUGGAGCCCUCAACUACCCACCGCCUGAACCCAUGAAUGGACAGCUUGGCCAACCCAGGCGCACACAGACCACGAGAUUCCUCGAGUGACCCAGCCGUCCCUACUAGGUGACCGCGGACCAGGGGUGUGUGGCUAAAGCACAGGGAGAACUUGAGGAGCAGCCCCUUCAAUCGAGGUCCUGUUUCGACAGCCCCACAGCAACCACUGAUGCUGUUUAGUCUAGAAUUGGACUGUUCGUUCCAUAGUAAUUGGCUUAUAAUUGUCACAUGCAGCAAGAUACAGAGAGAGUUUUCCAUUGCAUGCCAUCCAGACAGAUCAUCCUAAGCAUAAGUACAUCACAGUUAGUCCAAAAGGAAAAGCAAUAAUGAAAUAGAGAAUAUAAUGAUACAGAGACUGCACAGUGCAGGCAGAGAAGGGCCACAACAAAGAAAACUGAGAGACCAGGGGUUUAUCUUUGUUGUACAAGAGGUCCCUUCAUAGCAUACAGAACAUUACAGCACAGUACAGGCCCUUCAACCCACAAUGUUGUGCUGAAGUAUUCCAUCAUCAAUCUACCCUUUCCCUUCCACGUACUGUGAGGCCUGUAUUUUUCUAUCAUCCACAUGCCUACCUAAGAGUUUUCUAAGUGCCCCUAAUGUAUGUGCCUCUACCACUGCCCCUGGCAGGGUGUUCCACACACUCACUCUCUGGGUAAGAAACCUACCUGUGUCAUCGCCCCUAUACUUUCCUCCAAUCUCCUUAAGGUUAUGCACUCCUGUAUAAGGCAUUUCCACCCUGGGAAAAGUCUGUGUCUGUCCACAUGAUCUAUGCUUUUCAUCAUCUUAUAUGCCUGUCAUCCAAAGAGAAAAACCAUAGCUCGAUCAAUCUAUCCUUUCUAUCAGCAGGAUAGAAGCUUUCCUUGAACUUGAUGGUGCAAUUUUUCAAUUUUUUUUUAAGAUAUUCUCGGCACGGUAACAGGACCUUCUGACCCAAUAAACCCAUGCUGCCCAAUUGCAGCCAUGUGAAUAAUUAAUCUACUAACCCAUAUGCCUUUGCGACGUUGGAGGGAAGCAGAGCACCCAGAGGAAACCCCCACAGUCACAAAGAGAACCUAUAGACAGAAUUGACCAUGGGUUGUUAACAUUACGCUAACUGUGUGCACCCUGUCUUCUGCCUGAUGGGAGAGGGGUGAAAGUAGAACAACUGGGAAGGGGUGUCUUAGGUUACAUGGGCUGCUUUCCCGAAGCAUCUGGAAGUACGGACGGAGUCCAUGGAGGGGAGGCUGUUUUCUGUGGUGUACGGAGCUGUGUCCACAACGUUGCACUUUCCAGUGUGCUUAGACGGAGCAGUUCCCAUACCAAGAUGUGAUACAUCUGGAUAGGAUGUUUCCUAUAGUUCCUCUAUUGUAUAUAAAUUCCUGCGGGCCAACCAGAAUAUGUUGAAUUUCCUUAGCCUGGAAUGGUGUCCACAGCCUGUCCUCCAAGAGCUAUCCAGUUAAAUUGCGUCACACUCACACGGGAAAAGUCCAUGGAGAAAUAGCAGCCCCAGGGAGGUUUUUGUGUACAGCUGCCUUACCCUUUCCACCUCAUGCCAAGGCAUGAGCAACAGUGAGAGGUUUUAUUGCUGAGUGACACCAAUGAAUUUUGCACCAUCUCCUGUUUUAAAGAGAGAUUAAAUAAGAUAAAACUUUAUUUAUCCCGAAGGAAAUUAUUGAAUAAACUGGGUUUGUUUUCCCUGGAACAGAGGAGGCUGAGGGGUUCAGUGAUAGAGGUAGAGAGUCAUAAAGAACUACAACACAGAAGCAUGCCCAUCUAGUCCAUGCCAACUGUUAUUGUGUCGAGUCCCAUCAAACCAUGCCAUGACCAUAGUCCUCCAUUCCCCUCUCAUUCAUGUACUUAUCCAAACCUCUCUUAAAUGUUGCAAUUGAAUCCACAUCCACCACUUCUGCUGGCAGCUCAUUCCACACACUGAGUGAAGAAGUUACCUCUCAGCUACUCUUUAAAUUUUUCACCUUUCAUCUUCAACCUAUUACUUCUAGUUCCAGUUUCACCCAACCUCAGUGGGAAAAAGCCUGCUUGCAUUUACCCUAUCUAUACCCCUCAUCAUUUUGCAUACCUCCAUCAAAUCUCCCUUUAUUCUCCAGUGAAUAAAACCCUAAUCUAUUCAACCUUUCCCUAUAACUCUGGUCCUCAAGUCCCAGCAACAUCCUUGUAAUUUUUUCUCUGUACGCUUUCAAUCUUAUAGGUGUACAGUGGACUAGAUAAGGUAGAUAAUAAUCUCUCAUGGUGGAGGUGUCUCAGGUAAGAGUGCAUAGUUUUAAGGUGAGGAAGGGACGUGAACGAGAAUUACUUCACACGGAGGGUUGUUGGAGUCGAGAAUGCACUGUCUGCGGUGGUGAUGGAGGCAGAGACUCCCACGUUAAAAAGAAAUCCAAACAAGCAUGUGAAUCACCAAGAGCUAGACAUUACACAUCAAAUGCGGGUAAGUGGGAUUAAUAUACGCUCAGUGGCCACUCUAUUAGGUACAGGAGUGGAAGCUGGCAUGGUCUUCUUCAAGGUUUGGUGUAUGUGCGUUCAGAGAUGCUCUUCUGCACACCAGUGUUGUAACACAUGGUUAUUUGAGUUUACUGUCACCUUCCUAUCAGCUUGAACAAUUCUUGCCGCUCCAGUGACCUCUCAUUAACAAGGCGUUUUUGCCCACAGAACUGCUGUUGACUGGAUUUUUUUGGGGCUUUUUCUCGCCAUUUUUUAAACUGUAUUGACUGUUGUGCAUGAAAUUUCCAGGAGAUCAGCAUUUUCCAAGAUACUGAAACCAUCCCGGCUGGCGCCAAUAAUCAUUCCAUAGUCAAAAUCACUUAGAUCACAUUUCUUCCCCAUUCUGAUGUUUGAUCGGAACAGCAACUGAACUUCUUGGCCAUGUCUGCAUGCUUUAAUGUAAUGGGUUGCUGCCACAUGAUUGGCUGAUUAGAUGAGCAGGUGCCCCUAAUAAAAUGGCCAUAAAGUAUAGGAGGAUGCAGUGAACAGUAGAGAUAUGGUGGGCCAAAGGGCCUGAUUCUCUGCCUUAGGAACAGAAGGAUCCCUAUACCACCAUACCACUACUUUAAGCAUCCAUGGGUAAAACUGGCAGUGGCCACUCAGAGCAGACAGUUGGCAUCAGUUUCAACGGUGCCAACUUCUUCAGUUCUUUAGAUUAAAGAUCAGCUUUAUUUGCCACAUGUACAUCAAAACAUACAGUGAAAUGCAUCAUUUGUGUCAAAUCAAAUCAGCGAGAAUCAUGCUGGGCAGCCCGCAAGUGUCAAUAGACAAUAGGUGCAGAAGUAGACCAUUUGGCCCCUCGAGCCUGCACUACCAUUUUGAGAUCAUGGCUGAUCAAUUACUAUCAAUACCUGGUUCCUGCCUUGUCCCCAUAUCCCUUGAUUCCCUUAUCCAUAAGAUACCUAUCUAGCUCCUUGAAAGCAUCCAGAGAAUUGGCCUCCACUACCUUCCGAGGCAGUGCAUUCCAGAUCCCCACAACUCUCUGGGAGAAGAAGUUUUUCCUUAACUCUGUCCUAAAUGACCUACCCCUUAUUCUCUUAUUCUCAAACCAUGUCCUCUGGUACUGGACUUUCCCAGCAUCUGGAACAUAUUUCCUGCCUCUAUCUUGUCCAAUCCCUUAAUAAUCUUAUAUGUUUCAAUCAGAUCCCCUCUCAAUCUCCUUAAUUCCAGCGUGUACAAGCCCAGUCUCUCUAACCUCUCUGCGUAAGACAGUCCAGACAUCCCAGGAAUUAACCUCGUGAAUCUACGCUGCACUUCCUCUACAGCCAGGA
This is a messenger RNA of Hypanus sabinus (Atlantic stingray), 6764 nucleotides long. RefSeq names its product thyroid stimulating hormone receptor (gene tshr). Gene Ontology annotation, biological process: G protein-coupled receptor signaling pathway. Lineage: Eukaryota; Metazoa; Chordata; Chondrichthyes; Myliobatiformes; Dasyatidae. The transcript is spliced from 10 exons. The record is from RefSeq and is a predicted model, not a curated record. Gene Ontology annotation, molecular function: thyroid-stimulating hormone receptor activity. The coding region runs from base 315 to 2573 and encodes 752 amino acids. Gene Ontology annotation, cellular component: membrane.